AUGGUGCUUUUGUAUGCGUGGAUUGCAUGCCUACUUGCGAACCUGGUGGUGGCCUACGACUCUCAUGGUAGCAUGAAAAAAAUACAUCCUACAAAGACACUAGCUGCGCGGGAUGUGCCGCUGUCAACCCUGUCGCCUACCUCGAUCUUUAUACCCUCUCUACCUGGCGACAAGGACGCCACAGCCCCCACGUCUAUUAUCUAUAUGGGACAGGGCUUCAUUUCUUACACGUCUGUUUAUGCUCUUGUGAUGGGCGAAAAAGGUAAGGGUGAAGAGCCGAAGACCAACUAUAUGUUCCAAGGUCCGACCGAAAUUAACGUCAACAAAGUCAUGCGCACCGACGCUGUGGGUGAUGUAUCAACGUCUGGGCUCUUUAAUGUGGCGUGUUCACUGCCUAAGAGCGGCGGCCCCAGCUGGGAGUGCGAAUACGCGUUUCAAAAUCAGUCAGAGAAAACGGUCUACAGCACUGUCACAACGCGGCCCAAUCCCAAUACAAUGAUCACACCCGUUAUUGGGGUCCUUAAUCAACGGCGUCGAAGCACGGCUUCAGGACCUACUGGCAUUCCACGCUUUACAGGGACGAAUUCGGCCAAGUCAUGGAGCCGUGCUUAUACCCUGUCUGUGGCCUACGCUCUAUUACAUAUGCUAGGAACUAUUUUCUGCGCCAUAGCUAUCGAGUCAAUAUAG
This is a messenger RNA of Malassezia restricta, 687 nucleotides long. RefSeq lists its product as uncharacterized. Bases 1 to 687 code for a protein of 228 amino acids. The transcript has a single exon. Lineage: Eukaryota; Fungi; Basidiomycota; Malasseziomycetes; Malasseziales; Malasseziaceae. The record is from RefSeq and is a predicted model, not a curated record.